Molecule: messenger RNA, 1215 nt
Organism: Rotaria socialis
Lineage: Eukaryota; Metazoa; Rotifera; Eurotatoria; Philodinida; Philodinidae
Source: the annotation of a GenBank genome assembly
AUGCAUACAAUAGAUUUGGUUAUUUUAUUUUGUCUUAUUCUUACUUUGGUGGAAAGUUUUCCUUCAUCAACCGAACCACCUUAUUCAGUUUUCGGUAGGCAUAAUAAAGUUCGUCCACGUUUUCGUCGUCGUGAAUUAGUUCAAGAAGAAGUGCGAAAAACAAUGUUAACCUAUAUGACAAGUUUAAAAGGUGAAAUAACAGAUGUUGUACUCGAAGAAAUGAUUGAUUAUUAUAAUAGUCAAACAUCGAAAUUGUAUCGUUUGGAAAAAGAAUUAUCUUCUUUAAAAAAUUCAUCAUUACCAACAUUACAAAAUGGUACAACAAUGAAUGAUUUAAUAGUGCGUCUAUCAAAACAACAACGUUCAUUUGCAUCUAAUAUAUCAUCGAUGGAAUAUAAAAUAAAAAAUCUAACAAAUAUUCUUAAUGAUCUAUUGAAUGAAUUACAAAAGCCUGUACAACAUGUUCGAAGACUUAUUUCAAUAAAAAAGGAUUUCGACGACAAUGAAAUACCAAUAGAUUGUGAUGACAUUUUUCGUCAACAAUCGCCAUUUGUUUCUCAAGGAAUUUAUCGUAUAAAACCUCGAUUAUCGUCUGAAUCAUUUGAUGUACAAUGUAUUUUUGAAAAUAAUACAGGUUGGACUGUUAUACAACGACGAAUGAAUGGUACUAUUGAUUUUUAUCGUGGAUGGGAUGAUUAUAAAAAUGGUUUCGGAGAUUUACGUACGGAAUUCUGGUUGGGAAAUGAAAAGAUUCAUCAAUUGACAAAUCAAGGACAAUAUAUACUUCAUGUGGAUAUAACACCUUGGGAUAGUUCAAUGCGUACAGCUGAGUAUGAAAAAUUUGCGUUAGACAAUGAAAAUGAAAAUUAUAAAUUACAAAUAUCUCAGUAUCAAUCAGCAAUUUCAACAGCCGGCGAUUCACUAUCAUCCCCAUGGGACAACGCUAAUGGAGCAUCGUUUUCAACAUUUGAUCGCGAUCAUGAUAAUUUAUUUUAUGACAAUUGUGCAUUGACUUAUCAUGGUGCAUGGUGGUUUACAAGUUGUUUUCAAUCGCAUCUCAAUGGUGCCUAUGUUCGAUCGCCACUUGCUCUACAAAAUACAGCACGAAAUGGUUUACAUUGGAAUACAUAUGCUUUGUAUCAUUCGAUGAAAGAAUCAACAAUACGUAUUCGACGUAAACAUACAUCUGAAACAAGUGAAGCUUUAACAAUUUAA